Molecule: messenger RNA, 2962 nt
Organism: Fragaria vesca subsp. vesca
Lineage: Eukaryota; Viridiplantae; Streptophyta; Magnoliopsida; Rosales; Rosaceae
Exons: 11
Coding region: 61-2805 (914 amino acids)
Biological process (GO): thylakoid membrane organization
Cellular component (GO): chloroplast membrane
Molecular function (GO): GTP binding
Source: RefSeq, a predicted model, not a curated record
CUCAGAAUCUGUGUCUCAAACUCUGAAGACUCCCAACUCUAAAACCCAAGUAGCUUUCCCAUGGUACCCCUCAUUUCCUUCCACACCUCCACAACAACGCACCCUCUCCUCCUAACUCAAACCACCUUCACCCCAUUCCUCCACCUCUCCCGCCCCAAACUCCACCUCCCCAAACGAACCCACUUCCCCAUUUCCUCCAUCUCCCAAAACCCAAACCAAUUCACCCGCCAAAACCCACAGCCCCCGAGAACCCAGUUCCCUGGUGGCUUCAAGCGCCCGGAAAUCAAGCUCCCCAACAUCGUUCUCCAACUCGACCCUGAAGAGGUCUUAGCUUCUGACGACGUAUUGCCUUUGGUCGAUAAAGCUGUCUCCAAAUGGGUCGGGAUUCUCGUCCUCGACGGCCGUCAAGCUAACGGCGGCCGCCUCUAUGACGCCGCCUGUAAGUUGAAGUCGCUGGUUAGAGACCGGGCCUAUUUGCUGAUAUCCGAGCGCGUGGAUAUUGCAGCUGCAGCUAAUGCGAGUGGGAUUCUACUCUCCGAUCAAGGUCUUCCUACUAUUGUGGCAAGAACCACAAUGAUGGCUUCGAAAUCGGAUUCGGUAAUCCUUCCUUUGGUGGCUAGGAAUGUGCAAGAUGUUGAGGCUGCCAUAAACGCCUCCAGCUCCGAAGGAGCUGAUUUUCUUAUAUAUGGUGUUGGCGGAGAGGAGAAUGUUACGGUAGUGCUGAAGUCUCUGUUUGAAAAUGUGAAGAUACCGAUAUUUGUGACGAUCAGUUCAAAUAGUAGGUUGUAUACAGAGGUGCCAGGACUACUCAAAUCUGGGGCUAGUGGAUUGGUUAUGUCUUUGAAGGAUUUCAGGAUGCUUGAUGACAAUGCUUUGAGCAAGUUGUUUGAUAUUGUGUACAUGGCGGAUAGUAAAGCACAUGAUGAAGUUGAAAGCUUUAGUAAGCUCGAAUUUUCAGACGUGAAGAGUGGCCCUAAGGACACUGUUGCUGGGUUUCUUAAGUUGGAGGAUAGAGAAAAGAAGUUCAUAGAAACAGAGAGAUCGGUGUUGCUUAAAGCAAUAAAUGUCAUCCAGAGAGCUGCUCCACUGAUGGAGGAGGUUUCGCUUCUAAUCGAUGCAGUAUCUCAAAUUGAUGAGCCAUUUUCACUGGUUAUAGUGGGCGAAUUUAACUCUGGGAAAUCGACUGUUAUUAAUGCACUUCUUGGGAGAAGAUAUCUUAAAGAGGGGGUUGUUCCCACAACUAAUGAGAUCACCUUCUUACGCUAUUCUGAGAUGGACGGUGAGGAACAAUGUUGUGAAAGGCAUCCAGAUGGUCAAUAUAUAUGCUACCUUCCAGCUCCCAUUCUUAAAGAAAUUAAUGUUGUUGAUACACCUGGAACUAAUGUGAUAUUGCAAAGGCAACAACGCCUUACCGAGGAAUUUGUACCCCGUGCUGAUUUGCUUCUUUUUGUUCUCUCUGCCGAUCGCCCUUUAACUGAAAGCGAGGUCGCUUUUCUUCGUUAUACUCAGCAGUGGAAGAAGAAAGUAGUGUUUGUCUUGAACAAAUCUGAUAUCUAUCGGAAUGCUCAUGAGCUUGAGGAAGCAAUGUCAUUCAUCAAGGAGAAUACCCAGAAAUUGCUGAAUACUGAACAUGUGACAUUAUUUCCCGUUUCUGCACGAACUGCUCUUGAGGCAAAACUUGCGUCUUCUGCUUUCAGGGAAGAUUACAAAAAACUAUCAGUAUCUGAUUCUCAGCGGAAGAGCAACAACUUCUAUGAACUUGAGAACUUCUUGUAUAGUUUCUUAGAUGGGUCAACAAGUACAGGAAUGGAAAGAAUGAAACUUAAAUUGGAAACACCCAUUGCAAUUGCGGAGAAACUACUUUCUGCUUGUGAAACUCUUGUGACACAAGACUACCGAUAUGCCAAGCAGGAUUUGACCUCAAUAAAUGAUAUAGUUGGCAGCGUAAAGAACUAUGCAGUGAAGAUGGAAAAUGAGAGCGUUGCUUGGAGAAGAAGAAUUUUGUCUGUGAUUGAUACAACAAAGUCACGUAUUGUGGAGCUCAUAGAAGCUACUCUGCUUAUAUCAAAUCUUGAUCUUGUUGCUUUCUAUGUUUUCAAAGGGGAAUCUGCUACCAUUCCAGCCACCUCAAGGGUUCAGAACGACAUUAUAGGACCUGCAUUUUCAGAUGUACAAAAACUCCUCGGAGAAUAUGUCAUAUGGCUGCAAUCGGACAAUGUUCGGGAAGGAAGAAUGUACUCAGACACAUUUGAAAAGUGUUUGCCUUCAUUCGUAUAUCCACAAAGUCGGGUGAAUUUGGAGAGAUUUGAAUCGCUGGAAAAAGUAAAUAAACACAGCUUGAAAGUCAUGGAGGACUUCAGCGCUAAUGCUGCUGCCAAAUUGUUUGAGCAAGAAAUACGUGAAGCGUUUCUUGGCACUUUUGGUGGACUAGGAGCAGCUGGUUUAUCUGCUUCACUUCUGACAACUGUGCUGCCGACCACUUUGGAAGAUCUUCUUGCUCUUGGUCUUUGCUCAGCUGGCGGGUUCAUAGCUAUAUCAAAAUUUCCAGUUCGUAGGCAAGAGAUGAUAGAGAAGGUAAAAAGGACUGCGGAUGGCUUGGCACGUGAGGUUGAGCAGUCUAUGCAGAACGAUCUUUCAGAAGCUAUUGAGAACUUGGAAAGGUUUGUGAAAAAAGUCAGCCAGCCGUACCAAGAUACAGCACAGCAGAGAUUAGACAAACUCCUAGAGCUUCAAAAUGAAAUAUCCAAUGUUGAUAAACAACUACAAACACUACGAAUCGAAAUCCAAAAUCUUCAUGUAUCGUGAUACAUAGUCAAAUUUAGCCGUCAUUCCGGGCAUUUCACCUUGCGAUUGUACUCGGUAGGCUUGUAAAUGGAAAAUAUUUAGAACAUUUUUCCUUUGUUUUUUUGUAACAAGCAAAUGUAAGGAUCAAAUAUCAAAUAAGAACAAUCACUUGGAAUUG